CAUAAAAUGGCCGCCGUAAUGCAUUGACGAUCUCAAAAAUCUCAAAAAAUACUACGAGUUUCAUUGAAAUUCUCUUACAAUAAGAUUAUUUUGAACAAAUGGAUGUUCCAGUGUUGAUGUGAUUUUUUCUGGAGGCUUCGAAAAAUUUGGGAUUUUUUGAAUUGAUUUCAAUAAUAUCCAAGAUCGAUCAAUCAACAUAGGGGAUGGAUUUCAACAACUACAGCGGAAAUAAUCCUAGAUUUGCUGGUCAACCACAAAAUCAACCUUACCCAGGUGGAAUGUCAUAUUAUCCACAACAAGGCUUUCCUAAUCAAAGACUACCUAUGCAGCAAAACAUGCAGUUUGGAUUUGCUCCACAACAACAGCCACAAGGUUUCCCAGGAAGAUUUGGCCAGGGACAGUUCCCCAUGAACCCAAAUCCACAGAUACAACAAGCCUUCAAUCAGCAACAAUAUCAAAAAAUGAUGGAACAGCAGCAAAGAAUGGCUCAAGAAAAUGAAAAGCUGAACAACGAGACAAGAAAAAAGAGAGAUUUUGAAAUGCAACAAAAGCGCUUACAGGAGUUGAGGCAUGGAGGAGGAAAAAAGGGAGGUGGUGAUUUGUCUCAUCUGAUUGGUACAUUAGCUGAAAAGGGUGGUGGAACAAAACCUGCUCCAAAACAACACCUUGCUACUUCAACUGGAAAAUCACUCUUUUCAAGACCUGGAGGUUUCUAUCAAGCACCACAAAAACAAGAUAGUCAUGAGCAACAACAACAUCAUCAACAACAACAGCAUUAUCAACAGCAGUCACAGCACUCACAACCACAACCUAACAUGCAACACCACCCAGGACAAUCAGAGGGUAUACAACAGUUUUCUGGGCAACAACACUUGCAGCAUUUUCCUGGACAUUCACACACGCAACCACAACCUGGACAACCUAGUUUCCCACAGCAUCAUGGACAGCCACAUUUCCAGCAGAUUCCUGGACAAUCAAAUGUGCAGCAACAGCCUGGACAAUCAGGUUUCUCACAGCAUCCUGUACAAUCAUAUUCACAACAUACUUCUGGCAUGCAAACCCAACAAAGUGGCUUUGGCAACCUGAGUGCUAACCCAGGUACUGGUGCUGAUGAUGACUUUAGUGAUUUCCUAGAAGCACCAUCAUUUUCUACUCAAGGGAGUGUAUUUCCCAGUCAACAAGGUGUAUUUCCUGAUCAAGGGAGUGCUUUUCCUAGUAAACAAGGGACACUUCCUGGUCAAGGGAGUGCAUUUCCCAGUCAACAAGGAGCAUUUCCUGAUCAAGGGAGUGCUUUUCCUAGUAAACAAGGGACACUUCCUGGUCAAGGGAGUGCAUUUCCUGGUCAACAAAGUACAUUUCUUGGUCAAGGUGGUAGUUCAUUAGCUCCUUCAAAUAUUUCCAAUGUUGUUUCAAGCCAAAGUGGACCUUCCUGGCCAAACCACAGUCAAAACAAUCCUUCCUGGCAAAUGAGACCAGUUCCAACAAGUACAAUGGAUGUAGGAUUCACCUCCACCCAGAUGGUUCCUGGUACAAGCACAGUAUCUAGUGUCACAACAAUAGCUCAAGCAACCUCGGCUAUAACAGGACCACGAGCAAGAACUGACAGUCAAUCAAGUGUGUCAUCAAGUUCCAGUGGAGGAUUUUUGUCAUCCCAGCCAGGACAUUUUGGGCAAUCUCAAUACCAGCCUUCCCUUCCUGGAAUUCAAGGUACUAGUUUCAUGGCACAAGGAUUGGCACCAACUGCGAUGCCAGGAAUACCUGGUCAGGAGCAGAUGAAACAAAUGGAGCAACAUGGUGAUGUUCCUGGACAUAUGGUACCAGGAUCAGAUGGUGAUGGUGCCAGUCAAGGAGAGCCAGAAGAUCCUGUAAAAAAACUUUAUGGCGUUGAUAUACCUGAGUGGUGCAGAACUGGAAAGGACUUGCCAGGAGUAUAUAAGGAUGUUAAAGAUGCAGUUACCAUGAAUGGUGCUAUUGAUACURGAAAACUCCACACAUUAUUGCUAACAUCAGAACUCCAUAGAGAUAUCUUAGGUCAGCUGUGGAGUAGAGUAAACAAGGUUACACCUGGUCAGCUUAAUGACAUGGAAUUAAGAAUGAUGCUAGGGCUGAUUGCUUUAGGCCAGACUGGUUUAAAAGUUGAGAGAUUGACACUUGAAAAGCUGGCCACAUGCAAGUCUGCGCCUAUCCCAUCAUUCCCUGAGGAUGUUUUCAAGUCUGAGGAAGGAAGCUGGAGCUUCCAAAAGGAACCAGACAAGGAAGAAAAGGAGAGUAGUAGUUUACCAGUGUCCGAUAGCUUUGUUGGUUGGCAAAAUCAGCCCAGCAGUAACUACAGCAGUACAACAGAUCCCAGUGAUAAAUACAGUGUUUUUAGGAUGGAUAACACUUCAACAAGUAUUGCCAGUGCUACUGCAAAGGAAACUACAGGUAGUAUUUCAUCUGGCAGUUGGUUAUCAGCAGAAAACAGCCAUUCAAAUCUUAACCAAGAUGUUUCUAGAGGCACACAGAUGUUGGGACAGUUUGAUCAGGCUAACAAACUAUCCACUUCACCAGACUUCCAGGGCUUUCAAAGUGCAGUAAGCCACUCUGAGGCAGAGUCCAAUGAUUUUGGAGAUUUCCAAGGGUCUGUUUCUAGUUUGGAUAGCACUGGUGCAACUUCACAGCAGUCUGGUCUUUCAGGGACAUCAAGGGAGUCUGGAUUUGAUAUCACCUCUAAACUAACUGCUUCACUAGAGGAUUUUAAACUAAAACGUGACACACAGCAACAAGGAACUUGUGAAUUUUCUGAAUUUGAGUCCUUUUCAUCUGCUGAAACAGUUACCACCUCAAAAUCAAGUAUACCUGACCAUAGUAGUGGUAGUCAUGGUGAUGGUAGCCAUGGCAACAAACCAAAUGUUUUUGCAACCUUUCCAAGUAUCAAAAUUCCUCCAGAAGCUGAAAGCACAAGUAGGAGUACUACUUCAAUAUCUUUUCCAAAUACACCAAACAGAACAACAAGUGCAAAGCCAGAGAACAAAGUAGAAUCAGGGUGGGCAACCACAACAGAUUCUUCAGGGGGUAAGAUUGGAGCACAAGACAGUACACAGACAGCUGUUGAUAAGUAUUCUUUUCUCAAAGACCUGGACUCGUUUUCUGCUGAGGAUACUUCUAUGCAGCCAUCAAGAAAGAAAGAUGACAGUUUUGGUGACUUUGAGGGUUUUGAAAAAGCAACACAUUCAGGAGAUGACUUUGGAGAUUUUCACACAACUACCACAGAGAGUGUACCUGGUAAUCAAAACUUGAGCCCAAAACAAUCUCAAGGUUUGGGAUUUGAAGGACUUUCUUCCAUACAACCACCAAAAGUUGGAACUAACUUUGCAAACUUUGAAAAUGCUCAGUUACAAGGGAGUACUAGUGCCAAUCCAAGUAACACCUCUGCAACCACACAUCUACAGGAUGACUUUGGAGAUUUUCAUUAUUCAACAUCUACUCUUUCAUCUGGGCCAACUCAUGUGAAUGACAUGCCAAGUUCGUUUCCUCUGAAUGCUAAUUUCAACCAAGAUAUGAGUGGACAAGCGAAGAAUGGCUUUGCAGUUGAUCAAAAUCGACAAAGAUCAAGUUCCACCACCAGUAACAGCUUCACCAACACUAUCCCACUAGACUCUACUCAGCGAUACAAAAUGCUGUCAGAUGAAGGCGAGGACAUGGAAAAACAUGAUAAUGUUUGGGGAAGAUGUCUGAACUCCUGUCUGCUGACCUUAGUGACUGGUGCUUUGGCUGUGCAGAAAAUGUCUGACCCUGCUCUUAAACAAGAAGUACUGAUGUCAAAGAAAGGAGUAGAAUACUUUACAGCUCUCAAAGAAGUCUUCCGAGUCACACAAAGAAUCCAAGUUUCGUUGAUGAAAACAGAGUUUGGAAGUGACAAGCUAAAAAACAUCUUACUCGAAAUCAAUCAGUCCUGGAAAAACAUUUCAAAUUUUCUUGCUGGAUCAAAUAUUGAGACAAACACAAGCAGUGAAUGUUUAACAGAGCACCACAUCCAAGCAGAUGAAGACAAAACCAUGGCAUGUGGAGUGUGUUUAUUGAAUGUUAAUAAAUCGACGUCAUCAGGCACAGACACCAAGAUAUCCUACGGUGGACGAGAUUACCAUGCAACUUGUGCCAACUUUUGGUGUAAUCGAGUUGAUUCUAUUUUACCAAAAUUACUUCCUGUUAAUAGUCUGAUCUAAAAACCUAUUCAAUCAAAAGGAACUGUACUCCUGCUGUGUGCUGUAGAGGUGUUUGGGUUUGGGGAUUACAUUAAGUUAAAUUAUUUAGAGGAAAACUCUAUGCACUGUCUGGGCUUGGUACAAAUAAUGACCAUGACUCGGAGGAGAGCUGAGAUCUUCCUAUAACUUGUUAAUAUAGGUAAGAGAAGCAUUGUAGAAUAAAUGAGACUACAUUUAUCAUUAUAAAAGUGUUAUUCUUAUAAUAUUAAAACUGCAAAGAAAAUAAUAAGAUUGCGAUUUUAAUUUCAUGUAUUGUAUAGAGAUACAAAUAUAAAAUUAAAGACUUAGAAUAAUAAUCUACAACACCUGUAGAGACUUCCUGCUGUGUUGUCAAAAAUUAAUGUUGUGAAUGACUGUCUUAUAAUGUAAUAAAUGGGAUUCAAAUUUA
This is a messenger RNA of Actinia tenebrosa (Australian red waratah sea anemone), 4632 nucleotides long. RefSeq lists its product as uncharacterized. Lineage: Eukaryota; Metazoa; Cnidaria; Anthozoa; Actiniaria; Actiniidae. Gene Ontology annotation, cellular component: clathrin coat of trans-Golgi network vesicle. The record is from RefSeq and is a predicted model, not a curated record.